AUGGCUGAGCAGUACACCUCGCCCAGAAGGAUCACGGCUGGCUUCGUGUCUCGCCUGCUGGAGCGGGAGUCGUCUCUUGGCGACUCGCUGACUCGGCUCCGGACGGUCAAGGCGACGGUUCGUGCCGAGAAGCGGAGCGCGGCCAAGUUCGUGGCUGACGCCCUUCGCUCGGAUCACCGGGAGCUGGCCCCUGUUCUCGACCUGGCCUCAGAAAAGGGUGCUUGCAGCUGGCUGACCUGCCGCCCCCUCAGCCGCCAUGGUUUCACCCUCGGCAAGGGAGAUUCUCGGGAUGGCCUGUGCCUCCGUGGUAUAAAACCUGCUGCAACUUCCCACAUUGUACUGAUGUUUAUGUACCAUUUCCUUUCGCAACAACAACAACAACAACAACAACAACAACAACAACAACAACAACAACAACAACAACAACAACAACAACAACAACAACAGCAGCAGCAGCAGCAGCAGCAACAACAACAACCUGGCUAA
Sycon ciliatum is the source of this 486-nucleotide messenger RNA. Its product is annotated as circadian locomoter output cycles protein kaput-like. NCBI's taxonomy places the organism in Eukaryota, Metazoa, Porifera, Calcarea, Leucosolenida, Sycettidae. Bases 1 to 486 code for a protein of 161 amino acids. The transcript is spliced from 2 exons. The record is from RefSeq and is a predicted model, not a curated record.